AUGGCCUACCAACAACCGCCGUACAAGUUUGAACGCCUCGACAAAGACAAAGCUAUCCUCCUCAUCGUCGACCACCAACUGGGCCUGCUCCAACUCGUCAAGGACUACACCACGGCCGAGUUCCGCAACAAUGUCCUCGCUCACGCCGAAUUGGGCAAACUCUUCGAUCUGCCCACUAUCCUGACAACCUCGGCCGAGACCGGACCAAAUGGCCCCCUGCCCAAGGAAAUCACAGACAUGUACCCCAACGCCCCUUUCAUCCGGAGAAACGGUGAGGUCAACGCCUGGGACAAUCCGGAUUUCCGUGCCGCCGUCGAAGCCACGGGCCGCAAGCAGGUCAUCUUAGGCGGGAUCGUCACGGAGGUGUGCACCAUGUUUCUGGCGCUGAGUUUGAGGGAGGCGGGUUACUCGGUAUGGGCCAACACUGAAGCCAGCGGGACGGCGACGCCCAAGCUGGCCGAGGAUGCGAACCGGAGGAUGGAGAAUGCUGGUGUUCACUUGACCGGCAUGUUCGGCAUCUCCAUGUUCUUGAUGAAAGACUGGCGGAACACGCCUGGCACGGCCGAGGUGCUUCCAUUUUUGGACAAGUACUUCCCGGCCUAUGGCAUCGUCGCGCGAAGCCACGGCUCCGCGAAGAAAUACGGCGAUAUCGUCCCCGGCGAAGAUCAGCUGUUGUGA
Molecule: messenger RNA, 678 nt
Organism: Fonsecaea multimorphosa CBS 102226
Lineage: Eukaryota; Fungi; Ascomycota; Eurotiomycetes; Chaetothyriales; Herpotrichiellaceae
Exons: 3
Coding region: 1-678 (225 amino acids)
Source: RefSeq, a predicted model, not a curated record